CAGCGCGGCGCACUCCUCUCGGUGGCGCGCCAUGGGGAGGGACGGGGCGUUCGGGGGCUCGGCGGUGCUGUGGGCGCUGCUGGCCGCCCACGUAGCGAUGGCGUUCGAGCCCGUGAGCGUGGGCAUCGCCAUCGGGGCCGUGUCGCUCACCGGCUACCUGUCCUACUCCGACUUGUACUGCCGCUUCACCGAGUGCUGCCGUGAGGACCGGCCCCUCAACGCCUCGGCCCUCAAGCUGGACCUGGAGGAGAAGCUGUUUGGACAGCAUCUUGCCACCGAAGUGAUUCUCAAGGCACUGACCGGCUUCAGGAACAAUAAAAAUCCCAAGAAACCACUGACUCUGUCCUUACACGGCUGGGCUGGCACGGGCAAGAAUUUUGUCAGCCAGAUUGUGGCUGAGAACCUUUACCCCAAAGGCCUGAAGAGCAACUUUGUCCACCUCUUCGUCUCUACUCUGCACUUCCCUCAUGAGCAGAAGACAAAACUGUACCAGGACCAGCUCCAGAAGUGGAUCCGAGGCAAUGUGAGCGCGUGUGGCAGCUCCGUCUUCAUCUUUGACGAGAUGGAUAAGUUGCAUCCCGGCAUCAUUGAUGCAAUCAAGCCCUUCCUAGACUACUAUGAGCAGGUGGAUGGGAUUUCCUACCGCAAAGCCAUCUUCAUCUUCCUCAGUAAUGCAGGCGGAGACCUGAUAACUAAGACGACGCUGGACUUCUGGCGGGCAGGAAGGAAGAGGGAAGAGAUCCAGCUGAAGGACCUGGAGCCCGUGCUGUCUGUGGGUGUCUUCAACAACAAACACAGUGGUCUGUGGCACAGUGGGCUGAUAGACAAAAACCUCAUCGACUACUUUAUCCCCUUCCUGCCCUUGGAGUACAGACACGUGAAGAUGUGUGUGCGGGCAGAGAUGCGGGCACGAGGGGCUGCCGUCGAUGAAGACAUCGUCACUAGGGUGGCAGAUGAAAUGACCUUUUUCCCCAAGGACGAGAAGAUCUACUCGGACAAGGGCUGCAAGACUGUGCAGUCACGGCUGGAUUUCCACUGAGCUCUUCACCCCAUGGGGUGGGAGAUUCAGGGGAGCCUCCCACCACCUCCACGGCCUUGCCUUGCCCAAGUACUUUGAAGACCCCUUGGGGCUUUGCACAUUUGCACCUGUGGACUCUGGGGAUGCUGCCGAUGCUGCACGGCAGCAGCCGAAUGUUUAGAACCCUUACACUGUUACUGUGAAUCAAGUGCCUCGAAACAUCUGAACACAGGAGGCCAAUGGUACCCAUGCCUCAGACGCCACCAAUAGGCUACAGCAGGGUGCUGCAGCCUUGGGGAAGCACCCGAGGUUUUUUGGUUUUGCCCUGACUGGCACUGUCAGUUGAAAUCUGGUGCAUCAAAAGCUGGUCAGUCUGAGGGGAGCAUGUGGGCCUGACCUCGGCUGAACUGUCAUUGUGAGCAGUGAGGACUCCCUCUGAGGCCCGUCACACACUGGCACACAGCCUUGGAGGCUGGACCUUAGCUGCUGCUCACAGCCCUGGCUGUGGACUGUGUCCCACUGUGUAGGGGCUGCAGCCUGCCU
Molecule: messenger RNA, 1561 nt
Organism: Peromyscus eremicus (cactus mouse)
Lineage: Eukaryota; Metazoa; Chordata; Mammalia; Rodentia; Cricetidae
Gene: Tor1b
Product: torsin family 1 member B
Exons: 5
Coding region: 32-1039 (335 amino acids)
Biological process (GO): protein localization to nucleus; nuclear membrane organization
Cellular component (GO): endoplasmic reticulum; nuclear envelope; endoplasmic reticulum lumen
Molecular function (GO): kinesin binding; ATP binding; ATP hydrolysis activity
Source: RefSeq, a predicted model, not a curated record